CUGGGGUUCCACCUAAUCUUAUUCAACUAUAAAAGGGGACGAAAAGAAUUGUCUUGCACACACACAAUCUUGAAGAGACAAUGAGUACCGCACCCAACUACCUUGUUUUCUUUCUUGUUGUAUUCUUCUUCUUUAGUGCUUCAAAAGCACUUGAAGAACAUAAACAACAGAAUGGCGCAGUAACGACCGUUCACAUCAUCGACGGUAUGGCGAAGAACUCAGAAGCAAUUCAAGUUCGGUGCAGUUCAUCAAGUUCUGGCGAUCUCGGCCAACGUACGAUUCGUCCUGGGGACAAUUAUGUUUGGAGUGUAAAAUUUGAGAAGGAUGUGUAUUAUUGUGCAGCCGUGUGGGGCAGUUAUUUCGCCUCUGUGCAUGCCUUUGAACCCGAGAGAGACAGCGGGCAUGGGACGGUGUUUUGGCUUGUUUAUGAGAAUGGAUUCUUCCUCAGUUGGGAUAAUUCUAGCUGGGUCAAAAAAGCUGACUGGGAAACUGAGUGACUGAAAAUAUUUGAAUUUUGUCUACUCCUUAAUCAGAGUUGUAAUCUCUGCAUACUAUCAUCAAUAAACUAAUGUUUUGUUC
Messenger RNA from Rubroshorea leprosula, 579 nucleotides. The record is from the annotation of a GenBank genome assembly. Lineage: Eukaryota; Viridiplantae; Streptophyta; Magnoliopsida; Malvales; Dipterocarpaceae.